CACCUUCUAAGAAAAGUUCAGACCGGUUUCCGGGUUUCUGUCGGCGCAGACUUGUUGCUGUCAGAGGGACUCCUCGCCUUGCUUCUGUGUGCUGGCCCGGUGGGAGGCCUUUGCUCUGGAGCUUGAAGAAAUCCGCAAAUGUGGGAUGAAAAACUUCCGUAACAUCCAGGUUGAUGAAGCUAAUUUAUUGACUUGGCAAGGGCUUAUUGUUCCUGACAACCCUCCAUAUGAUAAAGGGGCCUUCAGAAUUGAAAUCAACUUUCCAGCAGAGUACCCAUUCAAACCACCGAAGAUCACAUUUAAAACGAAGAUCUAUCACCCGAACAUUGAUGAAAAGGGGCAGGUCUGUCUGCCGGUAAUUAGUGCUGAAAACUGGAAGCCAGCAACCAAAACUGACCAAGUCAUCCAGUCCCUCAUAGCACUGGUGAACGACCCCCAGCCCGAGCACCCACUCCGGGCUGACCUAGCUGAAGAAUACUCUAAGGACCGUAAAAAAUUCUGUAAGAACGCUGAAGAGUUUACAAAGAAAUAUGGGGAAAAGCGACCUGUGGACUAAAAUCUGCCACGAUUGAUUCCAGCAAGUGUGAGCAGAGAUGCCAAGCAGUGCAUUCAGACACCCCACAAAGCAGGACUCUAUGGAAAAUUGACAUGUGCCACCGCCUGGCGUCUGCUUGUGGCAGUUACUAACUUUCUACAGUUUUCUUAAUCAAAAGUGGUCUAGGUGACCUGUAAAGAAAGGAUUAAAAAUUUAAGAUGUUCUAGUUCUGCUUUCUUUGUUUUAAAAAUCACUGCUUCAGUCUACUUUAAAAGAAUGGUGUUUCUUUUGCUGUCCAAAUUUAUCCAAAAUCUUCAGUUUACAUUUAGCCCAUAAGGUUAAAAAAAAGUUGUGGUUCCCCUCUUCCCCUGCCCUUGCAACUCCCACUUUUUGCAUUUAGUUUGUUUUUCACUCACUUCCCCAAACCCAGGCCCCACCUCCCGCCGGGAGGGGCAGUGGAGGCCUCUGCGGCUCCUCUGCUCCCCUCCUUGGCACGCGGCCUGGUGUGGGAGUCGGUUAAGUUUCUCUUGACUCUGAUUUAUAAUAUCCUUUUAAAAAAAUUAAAAAACAAGCAAACAACCAUCUCCACUCCUACCCCCUCCCAAAAACAAAGCUGUGGAAAGGGAGGCCUAGCUCUGCUGUAAAACUCUGGCUAAUGUUACCCCAGUAAUGCUGACCAGAUUGGCAGACCCUGCCGUCCGCGUCAUGAUGAACUCCACCUGGGCCGACCUGCUUAGGGAGACCCCCAGCACCAAGUCUGCGGCAGCCCCCAGGGGUGUGCCAGCCAGAGCACGGUGCACUUGUGGGAGGAAUUUUUCACCAGAGAGGCUCCCGAGGCCACAGGUUGCCAUUCCUCCCUGCAGCUGUUCUAGAAGAUGUCCAGGUCCCUGCGGACAGUGCUAAAGCCAGAGUGUCUACUUGAAAUUCCACGCUCACCUGUCACCAACGUGUCCACCCGACGUAGCUCAGAGCUCACCCUCUGCGUCCUCAGUGCAGCAGCCCCACCGCGGCCCUUCCUCAGCACGUUUGACCCUCUGGCAGACUCCUCUGUCACCGGCACCAGCCUGGGGUCGCUGGCGCCCCACUGGCCCUUCCUCUGGAGCAUCCAGACGGCCCAGCCCAGGAACAGGACGGCCUCCCCCUCCCACUGGACUCAUGGCCUUCGCGGAGUCAGGCUCCACGUGAAGCUCACUCAGUAAUAUCCUUUACGUGUUUUAUAUUGUUUUGACUGCCUUUUUUUGUAGAAAUAAAAAUUGACCUUAGAAUUUAUCAUCAGA
Molecule: messenger RNA, 1812 nt
Organism: Lagenorhynchus albirostris (white-beaked dolphin)
Lineage: Eukaryota; Metazoa; Chordata; Mammalia; Artiodactyla; Delphinidae
Gene: UBE2L3
Product: ubiquitin conjugating enzyme E2 L3
Exons: 4
Coding region: 146-556 (136 amino acids)
Biological process (GO): protein polyubiquitination; ubiquitin-dependent protein catabolic process
Cellular component (GO): nucleus
Molecular function (GO): ubiquitin conjugating enzyme activity
Source: RefSeq, a predicted model, not a curated record